Messenger RNA from Tupaia belangeri chinensis (Chinese tree shrew), 758 nucleotides. RefSeq names its product ubiquitin domain-containing protein 2. NCBI's taxonomy places the organism in Eukaryota, Metazoa, Chordata, Mammalia, Scandentia, Tupaiidae. The transcript has 4 exons. The record is from RefSeq and is a predicted model, not a curated record. Gene Ontology annotation, molecular function: protein binding. Bases 204 to 758 code for a protein of 184 amino acids.
GUGAGGGCCUCGCAGCAGAAGCAUGUGCGCAUGUGCCCCUCCGUCGCAGUAAACGGAGCUGAGUAAAAGUUGAUGGAGUGCGGGUCAUACCGCGUCCCGGGCUCCUGCUCAGAAGCAGAGACGAUGGCAGCACAAUAUGAAUUGCUCUAGGUCGUAACCAGCCUUUGAGAAAGGAGAAACCGAAAUGGAAAAGCGAUUACCCUAUGACAGAUGGGCAGCUGCGCAGCAAGAGGGAUGAAUUCUGGGAUACCGCACCAGCUUUCGAAGGCCGCAAAGAGAUCUGGGAUGCCUUGAAGGCUGCUGCCCAUGCUUUCGAGAGCAACGAUCAUGAACUGGCACAAGCGAUCAUUGACGGGGCCAGCAUCACCUUGCCACACGGUGCGCUUACGGAGUGCUAUGACGAGCUGGGGAACAGGUACCAGCUGCCGGUCUACUGCCUGGCACCACCAAUCAACAUGAUAGAGGAGAAGAGUGACAGAGAGACUCUGGAUAUUCCUGAGCCCCCGCCCAACUCCGGAUACGAGUGCCAGCUCCGUCUGCGCCUCUCCACCGGCAAGGACCUGAGGCUCGUGGUGCGCAGCACGGACACGGUGUUCCACAUGAAGAGGCGGCUGCACGCCGCGGAGGGCGUGGAGCCGGGCAGCCAGCGCUGGUUCUUCUCCGGCAGACCUCGCCGUGCCGUGCAGUGUGGGACCCUCUCACGAACCCCUUCGUUCAUCGACAGCCAUUUCUCAGUGUCUGACUCCCUCUACUCCUAA